AUGGCGGCCAUUUCUCUUCUCGUUUAUUUCCGUUUCGAUUUCUUUCUUCUUUUUUUCUUUUACAUUUAUUUCUGUCAUGUUUUGUUCGUAAGCCCUUCACGACGUGAUGGAAGUGUUCUUAAAGAAUCGGAAAAGUGUUUGCCUCUGGAGUCAAAGGUCCGUCCGACGAAAAUAUUGAACCCCCAGAUCCUGAGUUCGAAACCUGGUGUCCUCCGUGCCCUCCGGACUGUUGCUGUUGGCUACUGCUUCCAACUGAAGUGCCCGUGUUCUGACACUGAGAGCUGUCUCCUCCACUACCCGAGGUGCAGGGUUUGCCGUCUUUCACCAGUACCGGCACGGCCACUCGACGGGGUGACGACUGACACCGGUUUUGUACUGUUUGUUGUUGGUUUUGGUUGCCUUGCUGUGUCUGAGACUGUUGUUCCAUCUUUUCUUUGUCUUUCUGCUGGCCUGUCUGUCUGUCUGCCUGUUUCGUUAGUUAGUUCUUUCUUUCUUUCUUUCUUUCUUUCUUUCUUUCUUUCUUUCGUUCUUUCUUUCUUUUUUUUUCCUGAGAUAUCUAUCUAUCUAUCUAUCUAUCUAUCUAUCUAUCUAUCUAUCUAUCUAUUAGUUUCUGCCCAUCUAUCUAUCUAUCUAUCUAUCUAUCUAUUAUCAUCUUAA
Molecule: messenger RNA, 657 nt
Organism: Acanthosepion pharaonis
Lineage: Eukaryota; Metazoa; Mollusca; Cephalopoda; Sepiida; Sepiidae
Source: the annotation of a GenBank genome assembly